Aspergillus homomorphus CBS 101889 is the source of this 714-nucleotide messenger RNA. RefSeq lists its product as uncharacterized. NCBI's taxonomy places the organism in Eukaryota, Fungi, Ascomycota, Eurotiomycetes, Eurotiales, Aspergillaceae. The record is from RefSeq and is a predicted model, not a curated record. Bases 1 to 714 code for a protein of 237 amino acids. The transcript has a single exon.
AUGCCAUUCUGGUCCAGGUUCAAGACGGUUUUCAAGCCUGAUUUCGAGGAGCAAAAAUGCAAACGCAAAUAUAAUUCCGCAAGAGAAAAAUAUCGGCCAUCAGGCCAUAUGACAGCUGGAUUCUCGAACUGGCUAGAAAGCUACAACAGAGACGCACCACUGGGUAUCCUCCUCCUCCAGCGCCUGCAUCGUCUGCAACUGCUCAGGCAGCCUGACCCAGCCAAGCUCCGGCAGCAGUCUGGAGUGGACGACAAGAUCACGUUCGCGAAGGUAACUGGGGAUAUACCGCCACCAUUGUACAGCGAGCCAAACCAGGCAUUCGCCAACCUUGAAGCAGAGAUGUCCCAGCUCCGCAGCGCUUAUUGGCAGCAUCAGCUUCGCAUGCAGGAUCUAUACGCCCAGAGUUCACAGGUAAAAGACAGCAGCUACAAUGAUAUCAAGCUGUUUCUGCUAGGUCACGAGUACAAGAACCACGACGGCUAUUCAUACGCGUUCGUGGAUUCUGCGCAACAGUGCGCGAAUGCAGGCGGUUGCUGCGGACGGUCCUGUAGGUGCUGUUGGAAGGCUUUAUAUGCCAACGAAGAGAAGGAGGAUAAACCGAGCCCCGUCUAUGGUCAUUGCACUGUGGAGUGCGCUUGUUGUAUUCAGGAACGAGGUUGUUAUAUGCCUGACCUGCGCCUGCCUGCCACGGAAAUCCAGCCUUCGUUUGGAUGA